Dovyalis caffra is the source of this 1014-nucleotide messenger RNA. The record is from the annotation of a GenBank genome assembly. Lineage: Eukaryota; Viridiplantae; Streptophyta; Magnoliopsida; Malpighiales; Salicaceae.
AUGGGUCGCAAGCAAACCGAUCCAGCACUCAGUCGUUACGGACUUCUGGUUCUUUUCUUGAUGGGUACAAUUUCCUGUUGCAUGGUCUACCUUUGUUUCUCUGCCCUGUUUAGACCACGUAAUGGUAAUACAGAGCUUUUGGUUUCCAAAGUUAGUGAUGAUUUGAAGAGUGAAGAUGGAGAUGGAGAUGGAGAUUGUUGUAGAGGAAUUGAGCAUUUGGAGCUAUGGGGUGAUGCUGUUAAAUGGGGCUCUGAUUUUAAAGUCAAUUCUUCUAAAAAUUGUUGCUUGGCUUGUAAAGGAAUGUGUAGUGGUGAUAAUGGGCCUUGUUUGUGUGAUUCUUGGGUGUUUUGCGGAGACAAACAGGCUUGUGGUGAUCAAUUUGGUGAGUGUUGGCUGAAGAAACAGAAGGAUGCCUUGGAGCCUGAUCGGCGAGACUCAGGUGAUCAUGUUAUGUGGACUUCUGGACUUGUUUUUGGGAGAGGAGAGGGCAUUGUUGGAUUGGAAACGGAAUAUGGGACCAUUCAUGUAAAACUGUUACCUGAUUGUGCCCCACAUUCUAUUUCCUACAUUCUUGAGUUGUUGGCUUCACGCCAUUGUGUGGGUUGCCACUUUUACCGUGCAGAAAGCCGGGGAAAGUCCUGGGAUUCGGAAGGAAAUCAUAUUGAACAUGCGCCAUAUGGCCCUCCGUUUGCACUAAUUCAAGGAACUCUUGGAGCCUAUGGGACAGUAUUUAAGGAUAUUGCAACAGAGGCUUGCCCUACUAUUAGAAGAGGUUCGGUGGCAUGGGUUGAUUCUGGCCCAGAAUUCUUCAUCAGCCUAGCUAGCCACAACGAGUGGAAUAAGGCAUAUACGGUGUUUGGUUUCGUUCUUCCUGAAGAUAUGGAAAUCGUAGAGAGAAUUGCACAGCUUCCAACCGAACCAGAGGUGUGGAGUAAUAUUAAUGUUGCUGUCUUGGGAAAUCCUGUUCCAUUACAUGUCCGAAGAAUCAAGAGAAGUGGUGGAAACCUAAAUUAA